UUUUAUGCAUCGAUAAAAUCCAGAAGAGAACAUUACCAGCUUAAACAAGCUGAUUGCAUAUAUAAAAUAUGCUAAACAGCUUCUUUGUCAAUAUUGUAAGCAGUCACUUUAAAAUGCUAGAUCUAGCAAAAAAACACGCUAAAGUAGCAGCACUGCUGUACCAUCACUAAUUUGCGCGCAAUUUCCAUCAUCGAAAUGGACGCGGAAUUAAUUCCUCUUCGAAAAAGAAUUACAAAUAACUUCAAGCUAUGUGGUUUUCUGAUUCGGUCGGAGAAUAGCACUUAUCUGGCAGAGCAACUUCUGCCCUUCGAUGCGGAUGAGCGGGACAAAUGGCUGACUGUCAUCACAGAGAACCUGCAGGGACAGAAGUUAGCGACGCCGCAUGUGGAACGGGCGGCUCUGGAAAAGGCCAUCAAUGAGUUGAACCGUGUAGGACUGGACGAGGGCGAGACGGUAUUUGCUCUGAUUGAUGCUUUCACAGUGCCCCGGUACCGCUACAACACGCGCAUCAAGAAAUUCGAGCCGGAUCUGACGCCGCGGCAGUUGUUGAGCGCUCCCCGUAUGAAGUCCGACUAUAUGCAGCAGCGCUAUGCCAUGCUGCUGCAAAAGACACUGCGUCACGAUUUGUUUGCUCCGGCGGUCAUCCAGGACGGCGUUGGCGCCCAAGCUAAAAAGUUCAAAUUGCAGUUCGCAGAAAAUUUGCUGGCCACCUCCACAAUAAGGGAGGCUGUGGUAUUGGGACUGCUGACCCAGCUGAAGGAGGGCAAGUUCUACGUGGAAGAUCCCACUGGCUCUAUCCAGCUGGAUUUGAGUGGAGCUCGCUUCCACGCCGGCUUCUUCUGCGAGGGCUGCUUUGUGCUGGCCGAGGGCAACUAUUCCAAUGGCGUGUUGAAAGUUGAUGGCCUGGGUUUUCCUCCUGCUGAGCCAGCUACUAGCAGCCGUGCCUUCUUCGGUAUAGCUAACACUUGGGGCGGCGAGUCCACCAAGCUACUGAAGUACUCUCCGCGUCUGCAAGAGCUGGAACGCACCAAUACAGAAACCACAAUCGUAUUUCUGUCUGAUGUGCGUCUGGAUCUGCCUGUGGUCGUAGAAAAGCUGCGACAGCUCUUUGUCGGCUACGAUUCCUGUCCGCCCCAGGCCAUUGUCCUCAUGGGACCGUUCACUGCCAGCACCCGCAACCAUCACGAGCUGCGUCAGCAUUUGGAUGCAUUGGGCGGUCUGGCAGCCGGCUGUGAGCAGCUGAAAAAGCAAACAGAUUUGAUUCUCGUUCCCUCUACCGAGGAUCCGACGGCCCCAAACAUUCUGCCGCGAGCUCCGAUACCAGAAUGCCUGGCAGCAGGCCUGCUCAAGGCCUGGCCACGCACUCAGUUGGCAACAAAUCCCUGCCGGCUUCAGUAUUGUACGCAACAGAUCGUAGUCUGCCGGUUGGAUCUUAUGGCAAAGUUCUGCCGCAAUACGCUGCACUUUCCCGAAGACACAUCCCAAAUUGAGCAGCACUUUUCAAGAACAAUUGUGUGUCAGGGACACCUGGUGCCCAUACAUCCCAUUGCCAUGCCCGUGCAUUGGGAUUAUGAUCCGGCCCUGUGGCUCUAUCCGCUGCCUGAUCUGAUUGUCAUGGGUGAUUCUUGUCAGAGCUUUAGUAGCACCCAGCAUGGUUGCACUGUGCUCAAUACCGGCUCCUUCGUCAAGUCCAAGUUUGCCUUCAAAGUAUAUAUACCCGCAACGCGAACGAUUGAGGACUCGGAGAUACCGGACGAUGUAGAGUAGACGUAAGUUUAGUUUCUGUUAAAUAUAUACAAAUACCAGUACUA
Messenger RNA from Drosophila miranda, 1811 nucleotides. It is a transcript of the gene DNApol-epsilon58, whose product is annotated as DNA polymerase epsilon subunit 2. Gene Ontology annotation, biological process: DNA-templated DNA replication; error-prone translesion synthesis. NCBI's taxonomy places the organism in Eukaryota, Metazoa, Arthropoda, Insecta, Diptera, Drosophilidae. The record is from RefSeq and is a predicted model, not a curated record. The coding region runs from base 196 to 1767 and encodes 523 amino acids. Gene Ontology annotation, molecular function: DNA binding. Gene Ontology annotation, cellular component: epsilon DNA polymerase complex. The transcript is spliced from 2 exons.